UGGGAGCGUUUUGGGGCGAAGAUGCUCCGGGUUCUGCUUCUUAAGGGGCGGGCGGUGUUGUGGGGCUUUCUAUUCACUUGGGUUUCAUUAGGGUUCAGCUGCCUCCGAAGAGGGAGGAGUGGGGCUGCAGGCGCUUCCCCGCUGCCCCAGUGCUCCGUGUAGCUGAUUCGAAGGGAUUCAGGACUUCUUCACACAGUUCGAGCAAGGGUCUGGACAGUCCAUUUGAUCAUAACAUUUUUGACAACAUGGCAGAUGAUCUAAAAAGAUUCCUGUACAAAAAGCUACCAAGUGUGGAAGGACUUCAUGCUAUUGUAGUGUCAGACAGAGAUGGUGUGCCAGUUAUCAAAGUUGCCAAUGAUAAUGCUCCAGAGCAUGCUCUUCGACCUGGUUUUUUGUCAACAUUUGCCCUUGCAACUGACCAAGGCAGCAAGCUGGGGCUUUCCAAAAACAAGAGUAUCAUCUGUUAUUAUAACACAUAUCAGGUGGUUCAGUUUAAUAGGCUACCUUUGGUAGUGAGUUUCAUUGCUAGCAGCAGUGCCAACACAGGAUUGAUUGUAAGCUUGGAGAAGGAGCUUGCUCCCUUGUUUGAAGAGCUCUGGCAGGUGGUGGAGGUCUCUUAACUCACUGUUUGUCCUUAGAGUGCAGUAUCUCUAUAGUUCCAAACAAGAAUGGAAAUUCAGUCAUUUUACACAGCCCACCUUGUAAUGAGUGUCUUGAAGAAAAGGCUUCUUUUUCUUAUUCUGAGUUUUAAAACUGUACAUAGUGUUACAUCUAAAGUGAAGCAUCAUUGUAUUUGUAAAGUAAGACUGAGAGGAGGGAGCUGUUACUGCAGCUGCAUUUGCUAAGCUUAUGGGGCCUUCUAAUUACUCCCAUGGAGUUAACCUCAGGCAUACAGAUCUUACAUCACAAUGGGAAAAAUUAUGUUUGUUCAAAAUAUGCCCCACAUAACUAUUCACUGUGCAGACAGUGAGGUUCGGGUCUGUCUUCUGGGGUACCACUACAUACAUUUGAAGUGAAAAUGCAUUUUCACAGUAUCCUUCAACAAAAUAUUUCCUUACAUUUUGCUCAGGAGGAAAAGAUUGUGUGGAGAACUUUUGCUAGUAUUGAUGCACAAACACAAUCAAUGAUUUGUGUUAUAUUUGAAUAGUAAAAUACUAGUAGCCUGACUUAGCUUUAAAGAAAAAACUCACAAAGCAGACAUACACUAGCUUUAUGCAGUACUACUUAUGCAGAAAUAAAAUUAAAGUGUUCUCUUUCUAUAUGCUUUGUAAAAUAGAUGGUUUUAAUCUGUUUCAUCUCAGUUCUGUUUGAUCUCUUAAGUGCAGGUAAUUAUGCUGGCUCACUUAUCUUUGCAUGUCCCUAAACCAACCUGAAUAAAAGAAUGAAUAAUA
Molecule: messenger RNA, 1391 nt
Organism: Varanus komodoensis (Komodo dragon)
Lineage: Eukaryota; Metazoa; Chordata; Lepidosauria; Squamata; Varanidae
Gene: LAMTOR3
Product: late endosomal/lysosomal adaptor, MAPK and MTOR activator 3
Exons: 7
Coding region: 246-620 (124 amino acids)
Biological process (GO): positive regulation of TOR signaling; cellular response to amino acid stimulus
Cellular component (GO): Ragulator complex
Source: RefSeq, a predicted model, not a curated record